Messenger RNA from Colletotrichum paranaense, 2160 nucleotides. RefSeq names its product HET domain-containing protein. The record is from RefSeq and is a predicted model, not a curated record. NCBI's taxonomy places the organism in Eukaryota, Fungi, Ascomycota, Sordariomycetes, Glomerellales, Glomerellaceae. The coding region runs from base 1 to 2160 and encodes 719 amino acids. The transcript has 2 exons.
AUGGCAUCAAGCUGUGUAACGCCGUCAUCGAGCCCAAAAGCAUUGUGUAACGAGUGCUUGGGCAUCGUUUUUGAUGACGCCGAGGGAGAUGUUCGUGAUGCUGCGCACUGGGAGAGAAAGGAUAGCUACCCAAAUCUUCCACUUUUCCGUAACUCGGCUGCAGCGGGUUGUUCUUUCUGCGAAUAUCUUUGCUUUGUACUCGAUGAGAAGCUCCCAAAACCGCUUCAAAAUGCAUUGCAAGAGUCUACGACAAAAGAUGUGGUAGCUAAGCUAUCCUCGCCUGCUUACGUGAUGCGUUCCGACAUCAUCGACGUCACACGCGAUUGGAUGCCCGAUGAUUACGGUAUCGAACAAGACGGGAUUUACUGGCUUGAUUUCAGGUUUGAGUCUGAGGCUUGGCGUAAAGGACCGUGGUCCGAGGGGUGGAAAGUGCGGGCUAUUGCGUAUCAAGGAGAAGAUGAAGACGUUGCAAGUGCCCUCGGUAUUGAGUUGAAACUCCCCAUCACGAAUGCUCUCGCUCCGUCUUGCAUGAAACGCCUCAAGGAGUGGGUUUGGGGCUGCGCGAGCAACCAUCCGGAAUGUUGCUCUCCAGGGCCAAGAAGCCUCCCGACUCGGCUGAUUAAAGUGGGAAAGAUGAGCGACGGAAUAGCUCGCUUGGUCAUGAGUGACAAACUCCCUCCAACGACAUCGUACAUUGCUCUGAGCUACUGCUGGGGCCCUCCAUCCGCCAGUAAAUCACAGCUCAUCACCACAGCGGCCACUCUGGCAGACCGCCAGACGAAGAUCCCACUUCCCGAGAUGCCGGAUACAAUCAGAGAUGCAGUCGUAUUUGCGCGUCAUAUGGGGAUCAAGUACAUCUGGAUCGAUGCUCUAUGCAUUAUCCAAGACGACGCCGAAGACUGGGCCAGGGAGGCCGCGCUCAUGUUCGCUGUAUAUCGGCAUGCUACCCUCACACUGGUAGCAGCCGCAGGCGAUACCUCUCACUCGGGUUUCCUUAAAAGAAGUAGUCCCGGGCCGUCGGUCCUCGUCCCGUUUAAGUCUAAAAAGGGACAGGGUAGGGUGUCGGGCACGUACGUCCUGUCAGCUCUCAACGAACACCGGACUUGGGAUGCCGACUAUCCAAGCCACAUGCAUACCCGAGCAUGGGCUACGCGGGCUUGGACAUACCAAGAAGAUCUCAUGUCUACUCGAGUAUUGUACUUUGACAAUCAUACGUCUUACUUUCGUUGUCAAACGGAACGACGUCUCGAACAUAGCAGCAAGGUAUACGACAACGUCCAAAGCUGGCAUCAUCUGCUCUCACCAGCGCCUGAAGAUAUACCUUACGAUGAGGUGAAAGAGAGAAGGGAAAGCCUCUAUGAGAGAUGGAAAGAUCUAAUAAUUGAGUAUACCAGACGAAAGCUGACGGUUUCCAAUGACAAGUUUUCAGCUUUGUCUGGAUUAGCCCGUACUUUCAGCUCAGCGCUUGAAGACGAAUAUGUAGCUGGACUUUGGAAAAAUGAUUUGGUACGUGGAAUGCUUUGGAACACUGUCAUGCAGCCUUCGAAACCGAAAGCGUGGAGGGCGCCAUCCUGGAGCUGGGCAUCUAGUGACGCAGAAAUCGCAUGGGAUUUGCGAUUCUCACUACCGCUCAUUCAGAAGUGCAGUAUUGAGAAUAUCCACAUCGAAACCGCAGGCUCAGAUCCGUUUGGAAGACUUGAGAGCGCUUGGAUCGAGCUCUGCGCUGUCUGUGUUCCAGUGGUUUUGCGACCGGUACAGCAGGCCGAGAGUGAUCAGGACACAUACCUUGCAGAGGUCCUCUUCUAUGAAGGUGGGAAGAUCAUGGCCCACGGAUCUCUUGAUGCUGUAGCACCCUCGGGGUUAAGGAAUGAUGGUACUUUCAAGCUGGCUGAUUUUGGACAAGCUGAUGAGAUUGCCGACGUAUCUGCGGUCGUUCUCGCGUCGCGCUGCGUCAUCUUUGGUCUAGAUAGGAGCUCAGGCGAGAGAAAGUUUUCAUCACCAUCAUUCCCAACUGGGCUUUUGGUGAAGAGCAGUCCAGAGCAAGGAGAGAAUGUUUCAUCACUCCCAAUCUACAAACGACUCGGGACCUUCAGAACGGAGACAGAGGAGCAGACGGAAGCGUGGCUGACGCUAACUCAGUCUCGCCUGAAACUGAUAUGA